AUGGUUGAGCUAGACCUACAAGUUCCUACCGCUUUUGAUCCAUUUGCUGAGGCAAAAGAUUCAGGUGACCCUGGUGCAAAGGAGUAUGUGCAUAUAAGAAUACAACAGAGGAACGGAAGGAAAAGUCUGACUACAGUCCAGGGGCUGAGGAAGGAAUUCAGCUACGAGAAGAUCCUCAAAGACCUCAAGAAAGAAUUCUGCUGUAAUGGUAAUGUUGUACAAGACAAAGAGCUCGGGAAGGUGAUCCAACUCCAGGGCGAUCAACGUAAGAAUGUUUCACAGUUUCUGGUUAGUGGAGGACUUGUGAAGAAGGAUCAGAUCAAGAUUCAUGGUUUCUAA
Fraxinus pennsylvanica is the source of this 339-nucleotide messenger RNA. NCBI's taxonomy places the organism in Eukaryota, Viridiplantae, Streptophyta, Magnoliopsida, Lamiales, Oleaceae. The record is from the annotation of a GenBank genome assembly.